Hansenula anomala is the source of this 1350-nucleotide messenger RNA. RefSeq names its product tRNA 1-methyladenosine methyltransferase subunit GCD10 (gene GCD10). The coding region runs from base 1 to 1350 and encodes 449 amino acids. Gene Ontology annotation, cellular component: nucleus; tRNA (m1A) methyltransferase complex. Gene Ontology annotation, biological process: tRNA methylation. The transcript has 2 exons. The record is from RefSeq and is a predicted model, not a curated record. NCBI's taxonomy places the organism in Eukaryota, Fungi, Ascomycota, Saccharomycetes, Phaffomycetales, Wickerhamomycetaceae.
AUGUCCAAAGAAUCAACAUUUAUUCAAAGACCAACAGUGAUACAGUUUGGUCUUCAUUGUUUAAUUCGUUUACCAUCUAAUGGUUUAAAAAUCGCAGAGAUUAAAGAAGGAUCAUCAGUAAACUUGGGUAAAUUUGGUGUUUUUGACUUGGAGGGUAUUGUAGGAUACCCAUUUGGUCAAACUUUUGAAGUUUUGGAUGGUAGAAAAGUUCGUCCAGUUAGAUCAACAACUUAUGAAAGUGAAAAUGCAACACCAGUUCCAGAGACUUUGAGUGAGAAAAUUGAUUAUUUGAAAAGAUUAGAUAUCAAAAGUAGUGAGACAAAUAGAGAAUUAGUUGAUAUAGGUAAUGCAACUCAAGGAUUAAGUAUGGAGGAGAUUGAAACUUUGAAGAAAACUUCAAAAGGUGCUAAUGUUGGUGAAGCUAUUAUUGAUAAAUUAAUCAAAAGUCAUGUUAAUUUCAAUAUGAAGACUAAACAUUCACAAGAAAAAUAUUUAAAAAGAAAACAACAAAAAUUCUUGAGAAGAUUCACAGUGGAAUAUUUAGGUUCAUCACAAUUAUUACAAUAUUAUUUGGAGAAGGAUUCCAGUAAAGUUCUUGAUAUGAGUGAGGAAACUUUAGGGUUGCUGUUAAGUUUGGGUAAUAUUCAAUCAGGUGGUAGAUACUUGGUUAUUGAUGAAACUGGUGGUGUUGUUGUCUCUGGAUUAUUAGAACGUAUGAGAGGGUCUGGUGAAGUUGUGUUGGUUCAUGAAAAUGAACAUGCUAAUUUAAGUGCAUUAGAACAUUCCAAUAUACCGCAAAAUGUUCAACACAAAAUGAUUAAAACUUUAAAUCUAUUACAAUUUUUUGAACCUGAAACUGAAAAAGUUGAGUGGAAUGAUUUAUCAGAAGAAGAAUUGAAAGAAAUGAAAUCAAAUAAAAAGGCACAUUAUCAUCGUCGUCGACAAAAUGCUAUUGAUACUAAUGCAGCCAUAGAAAAUGCCACCAGGGGUAAAUUUGAUGGGUUAAUAGUUGCAUCUACAUUAUUUCCUCCAACACUUUUGGACCGUCUUGUGGAGAAAGUUGGUGGUUCAAGACCAAUGGUGGUUUAUAGUCAAUUCAAAGAAUUAUUAGUGGAUACACAAUUAGGGUUCAUGAAUGAUUUGAGAAUAUUAGCUCCAACCAUACAUGAAUCUAAGGCCCGUCCAUAUCAAACCAUACCAGGAAGAUUGCACCCAAUGAUGUCUAUGCGUGGUGGUGGUGGUUAUUUAUUAUCAGCAUUGAGAGUGUUCCCUAUUGAACAAGGUGUCACUGCAGUUGGACGUGGAUUGUCUAAAAAGAAGCAAAAAACUCAAGCUUCAUCAUCAGCCUAA